Kwoniella botswanensis is the source of this 6603-nucleotide messenger RNA. RefSeq lists its product as uncharacterized. NCBI's taxonomy places the organism in Eukaryota, Fungi, Basidiomycota, Tremellomycetes, Tremellales, Cryptococcaceae. The record is from RefSeq and is a predicted model, not a curated record. The transcript is spliced from 7 exons. Bases 1 to 6603 code for a protein of 2200 amino acids.
AUGUCAACCCUCGCAUCACAUCGCUCUCAUGUCUCCUUCUAUACCGACGAUGAUACGCAUGUAGGAUCAAGCUCAUCAUCCCCUAUGAUGCAAGAUGGAGCUUUGGUAGCUUCAUCGUCUAGUCCGAUAAUACCGCUUGGACCAAGUAAGACCAUUCCAGCUAUCAAUAGACGAGGAGUGAUAUUCUCUCCUCGGACAGAUACCAAAUAUUUCCAUUCCGACGACCUAAUCCUACCUUCACCUACCCAUCAUCUAACACCCAAAGUCCCUUCAUCCAUUCGAUCAUACUCCGAUCCCGUCACACCCAUCGAUUCACCAUCCCACUCCAGAAGCAAACUUCAGAGUCGUAAUCUUUCAGAUACACCACUGUUAGUACGGAGUAUCCUAAAAUCACGGGUGGCUCAGCAGAUCAGAUUAGCAGCGUCGGUCGAAGAAGGUACACUGAACAAUAAAGAGGCCGCCAGAUUACUAGUGAGCGGCAAGAGACCUAAGCUGUUGGCUAAGGACUCGUUUCAGCUGGCUAUACUGAGAAACGCAGCUGGAGAUACGAAUGGGAAAGGGAAAGGGAGGGCGCAAGACGAUAUGCCAAGUUCAGAUGAUAGUACCUCAUCGACCAACUUACCUGGACAACAAAUCUCUUCGGAAGGUAAUGAAGAUAUCAUCGUAGAGGGUGAUAGUUCAGACGAAGAGGAAGAGACUGUUGAAGAAGAUGGUGCUUUAUCCACUUCCUCUCUAAUCGGUAUCGUAUUGGACGGCGCAGAAGAUCUGUUAACGUUGGAAGAAGCUUAUAACACUCUCACAUUACGAUUACGGACACGCAUACCAAUACAGAAUGAUACCGCCGAUCCCCUCACACCAGCCCAAAUAGAUGAUGUUAGAGUGUCAACACAACCUAUCAAAGAUGAAGCGCCUGCUAUGGUUCGAGCGAUCCAACGAGACUUACAGAGGUUAUUAGGCAAGUUACCAAAUAGUGAGAUGGAUUCCAGUGAGGGGGAUCAUACACCGUUCAGAGGUUUGAUGCCUCUUCGUGACUACACACCUACUUCUAAUGGCCAACGCGGUCGAUUCACACCUUCUCCCACACCCGGCAUAGGUCCAACAUCAUCUUCACCUACCAAAGCAGCUCGACAGGGGUAUACAGAGUCGGAAGUACGAUAUCGAAGAGAAGCCUCUGGUGUCGGCGCAGCGGUUCUUCGUUUUCUCGCAUUUACCUUUCAUUCACCUCACCUUUUCUCAUGCUUCAGUGAAGCAGAUCUACAGUCAAUGUUAGAACAGGUGAUGAUAAUACCUCGAACACCCAAAUUACCUACUCCUAAUCCUAAACGAACAUAUUACCUCUCCAUCGUCAUCCUCGCUCAAAUGAAUAUCCCCUCGGCAUGUGUACAGCCGGUCAAAGAUAAAGUCGUUCGAGCUUUGGAAGGUGCUAUGGCGGAUACGUUAGGAUCAAUGGGAGGGAAUAUGAUCUCGGGCAAAGAAGGUCCAAGUGCAAUCAAGAAAGAAGGCUAUAACGCAGUAACGAAUCUGGUCUCGAAUUACCCAACCAUCUUAUUCCCUCAUUAUACCGAUCUACUAUCGACCUGUUUGAAAGGUAUGGUCAACCCUGCUCAGCUCAUUCGAUAUAAAUCAGGUCUGGCCAUUUCAGCUUUCGCCAGGGCCAAGUUCAGUUUACUCGCUACAACUCAGAAUGCCUUGAUGGCAGAUCCAAGUAAUCCAGUCAUCAAGGAGAAUUGGAUCAAAGUGAAAAUGUUGAUUUCGAAAAGUGAAUUUUUCAUAGUCAGCCAUUUGAAAAGCGCUUUGAAGAUUCCUGGUAAACAAGCGCCGAUCUACGGCAAAGAUGGCGAGAAGAAAUUAGAAUGGCAUUCGCUGGAGCAAAUGUUCAAAGAUACCGUCGGAUCUACUACAGACGUCCACUGGGCUUGCGCUGCUUGGAGUGUGAUUGUAACUCUUAUGGGUUCCGCUUAUGCUUCUUCGGGAUUAUCAAGUGGUUUCGAUCAUAUCAUGGAUCGAUCAUUACAACCUUCGACCAAUGUUGUACGACCUCUCCUCGCUCGAGUCGCAUGGAAUCAUGCCAUUCACGCUUACCUCUCUUCCGGAUUCGCUUCUUCUAUCACUGAAAAUGGCCAUAUCAUAUGCUCGUACAAGCCAUUCGCCGCGUCAUCUCAACAGACAGUUGAACAACGAACUGCCAAUAUCCAAUUCCCCGUUAACCUUGCUCUCGCCAAAGCAACCGACAAAGCAUCAUACGCUCGAGCCUUGACCAACCCGAAACCUGGCGUGGAAUCGCAUUGCGUCUGGCAACGAUCAGAGAAGAGCAAGAAACUACAAUGGCUCAUCACUUGUGGUCUCGGAUCAACGGCUGUUGUAUACGCUCACACGGGUAUCGCGCUCUAUCAUGAAGAUCAACCUGCCAAAGAGAUGAGUCAGAUAUCAGGAUUACCUUCUUCAGAUGGCGGGAUGGUCCUACCUGACUUGUCGCCUGAAGAAUCAAAAUUGCCUCGACUUGAUAUCGCAUGGGAGAAAGUGGUCAAUCCGAUGAUAAGAUCCUUCUUCGCUAUCUGCGGCGUCGACAGAUUGAUAAUUCACGGCUGGCAGAUACUGGACGCUAUCACUUCGCCUACUAGCGAGUCUCAGCCCGAAUGGAGCUUGGACAGGUUACUGGUCACCCGAUAUAUGAGUGGAGAAGUAUUUCUCAAAGAGAAAGAAACCGAUUUUGCGGAUCUAUUGAACGAUAUUCAAGAUGAUGAACUGAAGCCAUCCAAUAUACCUUCCUGGGGCCAUUUCUGGGCUGCGAAGAGAUUAGGUCGAUUGUUAACCCUUUUUGAUGAAGCCUUAUCAAGCAUAAAUGGUAUGAAUGAUCCUUCGACUAUAGAGUGGAUUAGAAACGAUAAUGGUUUACCGAUUAUCCCAAGACCUUUAUCGAAUAUAUGGGAAAACCUUCUUCUGGCUCUGAAAUCAGCUAAAAUCGCUCAUGCGCCUCCUACACCCCUUUUCCUAGUCGGUCUACAGACUGUCACGACGCAACUUGCUCAGACACUCACUCGAGACCCCAAGAGCUACGUACCGAUAAGUCAGAUAGAUGAGAAGGGACGGUGUCUCCUGGACGAAGAUGAAUUGAGGAUUGGUAUGAUGACUCAUCUAUUCGAUGUUGCCGUUGAGGUACUGGGUGAAGACAUUUUAGGAUCGACCAGACUUCGACCAGACCACUUACCUCCUUCCGCCUCGGAGCAAAGCAAUUCAAGUAUAUUCCAGAAUGCCUUUGGAGGAGAUGCCAAUGGAUAUCCGACUGUCGCUGGUACACUCCUAGGGCACCUUUUACGAUCGAAUUUACCUUCUGCUUCUCCGUCGUCGAAAUACCAAUUCAAAAGAUUAGUUUCGAACAUGUUGGAUAUAGGCUCGUUGCCUGGCUAUGCUGGGAAAUUAUUGGGUGAUAUCACGAAUGCUAUGCCUUUCCUAUUUGAAGAUUGUGAGGAGAUACAAUUAGAUAUUUGGAGAUUGCUUGCCACCAAAUGGACGCAAAUCAUUGACCUUCAGCCAUCCUCCACAACUUCAUCUACCAAUCACACCGGUGCGCUACUAGUCUCCUUACUCUCAGGUCCAUUCAGAGCUCGACAAAUCACUUCAUACUGGCAUCGUCAAGCUGAUAAAUCCGAUCUCGAAAUCUGGGAAAAUCUACUGAAAGUCACUGUAUUGCGAUUCCGAGCUAAGAGGUUUGGAUCAAAUUGCGGUGUUUUAGAAGCUCUAGCAGGUCAUUUGGAAGAUUUCCUUGGUGAAGGCGAAAAGACCAGUUCGACUACGAUUACCCUCUCUUGUCUCGCUUCUGCGAUCUCAUGGAUGUCGUUCACUACUCCUACUACCGAAGGAUCACAGGCAUCACCUUGGCAUAUCUCAGAUGAAGAUUUCGUUCCUACCGAUUUCCUCACUUUGCUCAAUAACGCUUUGGUUGAGGCGUACCCUGUGUCUGAUAAUCAGAAUGAAACUCAGACCAAAAUGGAUUUCUCACCUGCUGUAUUCGACUUGCUGAAUAACCUGAUUAGAGUGUUGGAAAGUACACCUAAACAAUUCGUUGGCAAGGUUUUGAAACCUGUUCAAAGUGGGUUGGCAAUUUGGCUAGAGGAUAGGGAAAGAGUAGUAGAGGGAGAAAUGAAUCAACAGCUCGACGUGAUCUAUAUUUCACUUCUCAAUACACUUUCAUCCUCAAUGCCUACCGAAGAACUCCCCGUCAACUCUGAAACACUCAACUCUCUAGCUGAAUUGUAUUUCCCUCGAAUCUCCAGAGCUACUUCAUCAGCCGUACCAUUCACUUUCCAAUCUUUCUGGAACAAGACUUUUGGUACUGCAUCAUCUGGUCGAUUGGAAUAUUCAGAAGAUGUCGCUGAUUUCCUUCGAGAUUUGUUGAUGGCUGUUCCUGGCAUGAUCGUUUGUCCAGGAUUGGAAGGCGAUAGUCAAUUAUCUGAAGAAGAGAGCUUGGCGAGAUUCCCUCAUGUUCAGCAAUUACCUAAACCUCCUGUGCCAGGACCUAUAGAGAUUGAGGUGGAAGUCGAAUUGACGAAUCCUGAAUAUGAUGCUGAUAUCUCGCAAUCUAUCGAACCUACCCAACCUCAACUUCCACUUCAGCAUGAGCUUGACAAUGAGCAGCCAGAAGAAAAAGAAGAGGACAUCUUGGUAGACGCCACGAAGGAUACUAUCGAACCUCCUUCGCCUACCCCCUUGCCUGUCACCGACAACAGGGAUAAAAUAACCCAAGAAGGUGAAGAUGUGUUUGGUCCGGCAGCUAUGACUCGGGCUACUAGAUCGAAAGCGACGAAGAAGGCUAGUAAGAAAGGUAAAAGUAAGACUAAGAAGAGCAAGUCGACUGGGAAAAUCCCUGGGACUGAGGUAGAAGAAAGUAUGGAAAUGCAAUCUUUACCUGGAACCAAACGAACCAGAGUCGAACCUCCUACCAACAGCCGCUCGUUACCCGUUGUACAUAUUACACCUCUGGUGGCAGAUUCCGAAGUCGAUGAGGACGGUGAAGAUUGUAUAAUUGUCGUACCUAGUCCAGGAUACUAUAGACGAAAAGGGAUACCACAACCACAGCCUUCUUCAACUCAUACACCAGCUGUAGAAGCUGGACCUGAAGUCGAGAUGAAGGAAGAACAGGAUGAUGUGGUACGGGAAGACGUAAUUGAAGGUACACCUACCCCUGCGACUAGCGAAGUACCGAUGGAUGAGUCAGAAAUCGAACAUGAUGCACCGCUGAAUGUGGUAGCUGAACCAGAACCGGAACUCACUCAAGUCGCUCAAGAUCUCGAGGUUCAGCCUACUCUAUCCAAUGCAGCACUCCCUCAAUUGGUAGCUCAACCAAUAUCCGAACUCACUCAUGAUGUUCGGCCGACCCCAUCAGAAUCACCCUCCCGACCCUCUCUACUCACGUCUGCGAGUAGGUGGUUAUCGAGAGUCCAGUCGUUCCCUUUCUUCUCGCCUUCGAUCGCAUCCCCGCCAGCUGAACUGUUUCCUCCUGCUACGCAAGUUGAGCCAGCAGCGGAUAAUGAUUUUCAACAGGAGAUUGAGGAUACGUCUCAGAUCGAAUCAAGUGUAGAGAAGAGCCAAAUAAAAGUCACGACGAAGAAGAGUAAGAAGAGUAGGAUUAACAAAAAGAGAAGAUCAUCCACUCCUGCCUCGGCUUCUGCCACUGCUUCUAUCAAUGAUCAUACCGAGGAAAACACCCCAUCUCAAUCGCAACCUCAAACUGCAGUCGCAUCUCAAACUCAACCUGUAAAAUCGCUAAGUAAGAGUACCUCAACUGAGUCGAUCGCCUCCAACGCUUCUGCGAUUUCAACGACAACGAGAAGCAGUAAGCGAAAGCGAGGGAUCGAACCUGAACCUGAACCUGUAGACCAGCCGAUAUCAGAAGACAGGAAAGGUAAAGGACGAGCCAUCAUACCUGAGAUUCAAGUUGAUGAGAUCGAGUCAGAACCUAGAAGAUCCAAAAGACGGAAGUCAAGAUCCAAGAUUGAAGAAACAACCGAAUCACAGCGAUCGCUGCCUUCACCUUCACGAUCAGUUGAAUUGCCAGAACCAAUUGAGAUUGAUAAUGAAGAAGAAGAGGACGAGUUGCUUUUAUCUCCUGAAUCUGCAAGACGAAGGAAGAGAGAGGAAGAUGAAUUGAUAGCUAGGGUUUCUCAAGGUACUAGUAGUAAAGUUUGGAGUGAGAGUAUAAGUGGAAGGUUCGAUGAUGCACCUGAAGAUCUUUCUUCGAUCUUACGUCGACCAUCAUUAAUCAGAUCCGGUUUAAGUGGUGCUUCGGCCUCCUCAUCAUCAGUACGAUCUAAUACCCCCUCACCUACCAAUUCAACCUCUACUUUAUCUACUUCAUCUCCUUCUAAAACCAAAACCAAAAGCCAAAGCCAAAUAAGAGAGAAGAUCAAAGCAUCUCCCAAUAAACGAAAUACCCAACAAACAAAGAUAUUAAACAUGUUGGAAGAAGCUGUGAAAUCAAAGAAGGUGAUUGAAAAUCUAGAUUAUCAAGGUGUUAAAUCUCUCUUGAAAAAUUUGAACGAAUUGAGAGAAGCGGCUGAACAGAGAAUGUAUGAGAGGAUGGAAGAGUUGAGGAAUGCCAAGUAG